Molecule: messenger RNA, 1977 nt
Organism: Camponotus floridanus (Florida carpenter ant)
Lineage: Eukaryota; Metazoa; Arthropoda; Insecta; Hymenoptera; Formicidae
Product: RCC1 and BTB domain-containing protein 1-like
Exons: 9
Coding region: 1087-1827 (246 amino acids)
Molecular function (GO): protein binding
Source: RefSeq, a predicted model, not a curated record
CUUUCCAGCAAGCAACACAGGCGACACUGUGUCGCUACAGUGUCGAUACAAGUGCUUUCCAACUACGACACAAGUCGACACAAUCGUACACAGCAAAAAUGCUGUGUUCGCCUGUGUCGUCGUUUUGUAGCACCCCAGUGAGUGCCAACAUAACAUUUCAUAUUUGGUAUCAUUAAUUUUUUUAAGAAUGGUAUUGCGUGAUAGAAGAUAACCAAACUUUUAUAUUCGCUAAAAAGACGACUUAAAGACAUCUAGACGUCUUUAAGACGACAUAAUGUUGUGUGGGAACGUUCUGAAAAUUUAGACCUAGUGACAACUAUUAAAAGUGACUGCCCUGCACUCUAGUGGCAAAAUAAGAAAGCUAAAAAGCGUUCCAGCUACAAGUCGACACUGUGUAACACUGUGUCACACAGUGUAUCACUGUGUUACCAUAGCUGGAAAGCACCCAUUAUGUUUUACAGACUCUAUCGCCAGAACACAAGCGAACAGAUGGCUAUGGUUCUGGUGUGAGAUUCUGAUGGAAUCUGCUGACAUUUUGCUUACUGAGUUUAUUCCUGCAAAGUGGGCGAUUGGCCUCAUGGACUGCAUAUACCUAAAGAAUCCACGUUUACUAAAGUUCCCAGCUUAGAGAAAAAAUAUAUCCUGGACAUCGCAUGCGGACAUUGUCAUUGUCUCGCUCUAACUAGUGAUGGAAAGGUGUAUACUUGGGGAGAAAAUUAUUGUGGGCAGAUUGAGGACGGAAACAUAGAUACUUUUGAUAGCGUGCCAAGGCAGGUGCAUCAUGAAUUGGAAAAGAAGAAUGUUGUCCAUAUCGCGUGUGGUUCAAAAUUCAACGUGGUUAUAACUGACGAAAACAAAAUAUAUGGUUGGGGCAAGAAUGAUAAGGGCCAGAUUUCAAUCGUACAGUCUGAAAAAUAUUACGCUUACCCGCAAGAAAUUAUCACAAUAUCAGAUAAAAUAGUUAAGGUGACCUGCGGAUAUGAUCAUACGUUAGCGCUGACAAAUAAAGGAGAGAUCUAUGCCUGGGGCGAUAACAUUUACGGACAAAUCGGCGUUAAUAAAAAAUUGAAACGUUCUGGUCCGAUUAUGGUGAACGUGCCCGAGAUGGGAAAGGUUUUGGAUAUCGCUGCUUUUGGUGAUUUGAGCGUUGCCGUUGGCUAUGAUAGGAUUAUUUAUAUAUGGGGUAACUUUUACUUCGAGCGUGUUUUCAAUCAAAUUAAUAUCCCGUUUCCUACGAAGUUUUCGACAAUUCACGACGUGUUUGCGUACAGUGACUUGAAAAUCAUGCACAAGCCAUUGAUUGUGUUUACGAAUAUUGAAGAAGUAUUGAAUAUAUUGGAGUCUGUAGGAAUAGCAUUUAAUGAUCCGUUAACGAGCGAUUUUAUCAUACAAGUUAAAGGACAAUCUAUUUAUGUUCACAAGUUUAUACUUAGGAUUCGUUGCAAAUAUUUCAAAAAGAUGUUUCAUGAUUGGUCUGAAAAUAUUCAAAGUAAAUCUGCUUCAUCAAUGUUCACUGUACCGGAUAAAUUUUCUUACAUCGUUUAUAAAGCCUUCUUACAAUAUUUAUAUACCGGCACAAUCGAUUUACCUUCGGAAAUCGUAUUAGAACUUCUGGAAUUAGCCAACAUGUAUUGUGAAACAAAUCUUAUAAAAGAUUGCAGUCAAAUAAUAAAAAAAGCUAUCACUGUGUCAAAUGUAACUUUCUUCUACAAUAAAGCGAUCGAAUGCAAUGCUAAGGAACUUGAGGAAUUUUGUUUCCAAUUCGCUUUGCGUCACAGAGUAGUACCAGAAGGUUAUAUUAAUAUUAUAUUCAGAAGAUCAUAUUAAGUUAGAUAUAAAUACGAAGGAUAAUUUUAUGCGCACAGCAGAAAAUGCUUUCAAAGCUUAAACUUUAAAAGGCGUAAUUCUUUUGAUAUAAAUUUUGAAUUAAAUCACCGAUUGCAUCCAAUAAUAAAGUAAACCUUGUUCCAGUUAUCA